Aspergillus clavatus NRRL 1 is the source of this 582-nucleotide messenger RNA. Its product is annotated as E2 ubiquitin-conjugating protein UBC8. Gene Ontology annotation, cellular component: nucleus. Gene Ontology annotation, biological process: protein polyubiquitination; ubiquitin-dependent protein catabolic process. The transcript has 9 exons. The coding region runs from base 1 to 582 and encodes 193 amino acids. Lineage: Eukaryota; Fungi; Ascomycota; Eurotiomycetes; Eurotiales; Aspergillaceae. Gene Ontology annotation, molecular function: ubiquitin conjugating enzyme activity. The record is from RefSeq and is a predicted model, not a curated record.
AUGAGCAGUCCGAAGAGAAGAAUCGAGACGGAUGUCAUGAAGAUGUUGAUGAGUGACUACGAGGUGACGCUGGUAAAUGACAAUAUGUAUGCCACGCUUUCUUGCUUGCGGCAAGAAUUUUAUGUCCGCUUCAAGGGCCCCGAAGAGACACCUUUCGCCGGUGGUCACUGGAAGAUCCACGUCGAAUUACCUGAUCAGUAUCCCUACAAGAGCCCAAGUAUUGGCUUCGUCAAUCGGAUUUUCCAUCCCAACAUAGAUGAAUUGUCCGGUUCAGUGUGUCUCGACGUCAUCAAUCAAACUUGGUCGCCGAUGUACGACAUGAUCAACAUCUUCGAGGUUUUCCUGCCCCAACUCCUGCGUUACCCGAACCCUUCCGACCCGCUAAACGGCGAGGCUGCUGCAAUGUUGAUGCGGGAACCUAAGAGUUACGAGGCGAAAGUCAAAGAAUACGUGUCCAAGUAUGCCAGUAAAGAGGCAGUGGAUGAAGCUGGAGAAGAUACCGAGUCAGAAGAUGAGUUGAGCUCGGCCGGAAGCUAUGAAUCUGGCGGCGAAGAGCCGGCUGGAACAAUGGAUGACGUCUGA